AACUUCACUACCAAUAAUCCUUAUCUUAAACAAACACAAUAAUAAACACCAUUACGUUCGCUAUAUAGCAACGUAUGUUUAGAAAUGAAAAGGUCAAAUUGUAAUUAGUAUGGCUUGUGAAUCAUGCUUAUCUUGGUUGUCGCAGCAUGUCAAAACCAUGUUGCGUUCAGGAAUUACGUCACUGCUAUUUAUUAUUACUGUACUUUAUUAAUGCCGUUUUGGGGGACGCACAACCCUUACCAUCACCAUAGUCACCAAAAGAGACAAGAUGAGAUGUAGAAAAAAAAGAAUAUUCACUUGCAGAGCUGAAGGUCUCGGGUAGUUUACGGUAGUGUUGCUGGGCGGGUAGUAGACCCCGGUAGUUACCAUAGCAUUUGAACGUAGCACUGUACCGUGGCAGAGCACCAGCGGUAAAGCGGCACUGAGCUGACAGCAUCGCCGCUCUCCUCUUUCUGGAUAUAAAGCUCCGUCUCUGCGGGGUUAUUAUUAUGGAGACGCCGGGGAGGAUAACAACCACACCGGAUGCUUUGGACUUCACGGUGGAAAACGUAGAAAAGGCCCUUCACCAGUUGUACUAUGAUCCCAACAUUGACAACAAGAAUCUUGCCCAGAAGUGGCUUAUGCAGGCCCAGGUCUCUCCUCAGGCUUGGCAGUUCUGCUGGGCUCUGCUCAGCCCAGACAAGGUGCCGGAGAUCCAGUAUUUUGGCGCGAGUGCACUUCACACCAAGAUCUCCCGCUACUGGUCGGACAUUCCCAGCGACCAGUAUGAGUCUCUGAAGAGCCAGUUGUUCUCUCAGAUCGCCUGUUUCUCCGCGGGCUCUAAGAUGGUGCUCACGCGGCUGUGCGUGGCCCUGGCCUCGCUGGCACUCAACACCAUGCCCGAGGCCUGGCCUGGCGCCGUGGCCGAGAUGGUGCGGGUGUUCCAGGAAGAGGGGGGAGGGGUGGACGGGCGAGCACGGUGCCUGGCGCUGCUGGAGCUGCUCACCGUUCUUCCUGAGGAGUUCCAGACGAGCCGCCUACCACAGUAUCGAAAGGGGCUGGUCCGGGGCGCCCUGGGACAGGAAUGGGGGUCGGUGUGUCCCCUACUGCAGCAACUUCUGCGAAGGACGGACAGCCCCGGGGCGGUGAAAGCUCGCGUGCUGCGCUGCCUGUCUUCCUGGGUGCUGCUGGAUGUGCCCCUCAGUGAGAGCGAGGGCCUAGUGCAAGACUGCUUCAGCGCCUUACCCGACCCCGAGCUCUUCGACACCGCCGUGGAGGCAUUGGUCAACACCAUCUCGCAGCCUGACUCCCAAAGAUAUGUGAACACUUUGUUGAAGCUGGUUCCUCGAGUGCUGGCUCUUCAGGAUCAACUACGAGAGGCCGUCCAGAACGGAGACAUGGAGACGUGCCACGGCAUCUGCCGUAUUGCCGUCACGCUGGGAGAGAACCACUCCAGGACUCUUCUGGAGCAGGUGGACCACUGGCAGAGCUUCCUGGCUCUAGUCAACAUGAUCAUGUUUUGCACAGGCAUCCCUGGCCACUAUCCGGUCAAUGAGACCACCAGCUCCCUCACACUCACCUUCUGGUAUACACUACAAGAUGAAAUCAUAUCAUUUGAGUCAGACAAGCAAGCGGUGUACCUCCAAGUCUACAGGCCGGUGUAUUUCCAGCUGGUGGACGUCCUGCUCCACAAAGCACAGUUCCCCUCGGACCAAGAGUACGCGUCCUGGUCCUCAGAUGAGAAAGAGCAGUUCCGCAUCUACAGGGUGGAUAUCUCAGACACGCUAAUGUACGUGUACGAGAUGCUGGGUGCCGAGCUGCUGAGUAAUCUGUAUGACAAACUGGGACGACUGUUGACUAACACAGAACAGCCCGCUUCGUGGCAGCACACAGAAGCAUUGCUGUAUGGCUUCCAGUCCAUAGCAGAGACGAUAGACGUCAAUUACUCUGACGUCAUUCCGGGCCUCAUAGGUAUCAUCCCCAGAAUCAACAUCAACAACGUUCAGCUAGCGGACACCGUGAUGUUUACUAUCGGUGCUUUGGCUGAGUGGUUGGCAGACCACCCGGUGAUGCUCAGCAGCGUUCUGCCCCUUGUGCUGCAAGCUCUUGGUAACCCGGACCUUUCUAUUUCCUCUGUGUCGACGCUGAAGAAGAUCUGCAGGGAAUGCAAAUGUGACCUUCCACCUUACGCAACCAACAUAGUUGCUGUGUCUCAGGAGGUUCUCAUAAAGCAGAUCCACAAGACGAGUCAGUGCAUGUGGCUGAUGCAGGCGCUUGGCUUCCUGCUCUCGGCGCUGCCUGUGGAGGACAUCCUGAGGAACCUUCACUCUCUCAUCACCCCUUACAUUCAGCAAUUGGAGAAAUUAGCAGAUGAGACGCCUAAUCCGUCCAAUAAGUUAGCUAUCAUCCACAUCUUGGGGCUCCUUUCCAAUUUGUUCACCACGUUGGACAUCAGCAAGCAGGAUGAUGAAUCAGCGGAUGGCUCAGCUGUUCCUGUCAAAACAGCCCCUCCUCCACCUGGACCCAACCCAGUUGUGGUGGUUUUGCAGCAAGUGUUUGCCCUCAUACAGAAUGUCCUCAGCAAGUGGCUGAAUGACUCACAGGUCGUCGAGGCUGUGUGCGCCAUCUUCGAGAAGUCCGUGAAGACACUGCUGCACGAUUUUGCGCCCAUGGUGUCUCAGCUCAGCGAGAUGCUCGGACAGAUGUACAGUACGAUUCCUCAAGCCUCCGCCCUCGACCUCACGAGACAGAUGGUGCAUAUUUUUGCUAGCCAAACGGACCACUUCCCGCCCAUCAAGUCUCUGUUUGAGCUCGUUACCUCGGUAACGUUGUCCAUCUUCCAGCAAGUGUCCCAUCGUGACAGGUGAGGCUUUGGAGUGAAUUGUGAGGGGAAACGCUCAGAAAUCUAACAGUCACCUCACCACAUAAACACUUGUCUUAAGUUACCUUCACACAAAAAUUGUGUAAUAGUGGCGCAUCAAACAGUAGACCCUGCAUUUACCAACGAGUGCCUUUUACACAGAACUCAGUAAAGCAAGCUACAGUAGUAAUUCAGAGACGCCAACGAUCACCAACCUAUCGAUCGCGGGCUACUAGACGAUCUUUGAGACUUUGUUGGUCGAUCAUAAGAAUAUUAGGGGGGAAAAAAGUAUUACUACAUCCCAGAGAGUGACCAACAGGCACGGCUUUUGACCACUGAACACGCCCGUACGCGUCGCCGCUGUCCAGGCACGCAACCCGAUCCAGCCAGGAGUCCAGUCCCCAAAACCCGGCCAGAGGUCCCAGCACACAUGCACCGCCUUUCCUUGCCCCGCAACAACAAGCGUUCAGUGGUUGAGAGAAACAGAGAGAGUGAGUUUGUGACAGAGCGCAGCGAUGUGCCUGAGCACACAACAGUAGUUAUUGCACGUUAAUAUGGCUCAAACUCUGCCUUUGCUACCUCAAAAUUAAGGCACAAAUAUAACUCCAUAGACGUGCAUCUCCAGAAAAAUCUUCAAGCUGCGACUGACUAUUGUAAGUUUCUCUCUCCCCACCCACCAUUGCUCGCCCACAACACUGAGCCAACAAGCCGAGUUGCAGUUUGCUCAUCCGACGCCACAAGCCCGACCCAGACAAUGAUCCACAAAAGUAGCGACGGCCAAAGUGCGGCUCAGGGGCAAUCCACGGUCUGUGGCUCAUUUGUCAUUGCAACACUGCAGAAACAAAAAAAAUUAAAAAACGGUAAAAAUGGAGCAAAAGGCACAAUGAGAAAAGGCUGAAAUGUUGACCAGGGAUCUCAUAGUCACUUUUACACUCCUAUUAUUCUUUGUUUACAUCACAUUGCGCAGGCUAUGGGAACCAAUGCAGGCACAUAAAAGAAGAUUUUUUAAAAAAAAGGGAAAAUAGUGAAGUAGCGAUAUUCGCCUCGCAAUAUAGUGAAGGACGACUGUGCAUAAUCCAUACUGCUUGCCUGCAAUUGCUUUAAAUUGUUUAUUAACCUGUGUUCACCUCGCUGUAAUUUUUUAGCUUGCAAAAGCAUGAAUGGGCAGGUUGUCCCACAUCUAAAGAAGCACAAUUUUUUAAUAAGUAAUCCACAAAUAUGUGGGAUUGUGAAUUCUGAAUUCCUAAUAUGCAGGGAUCCGCUGUAUAGUCAUAGUUGUGUGCACCUUCACAAAGUGGCAGAACAUCCCGAAAUCAGUGUUGAGAACCUUUAGCGUCUGGUGUGUAUACAGUUGGACAGCUACAUUUACUUUCAACACAACAGGGCGGGAAAAGUGAGUUAAACUUCAUGCCCCAGUCCCGUCAUUGCGGAAUUUCUUUACACACAGGCUCCUGAUAUGCCUCUGGUACUACCUUCAAUGGCACAAAAAUUGCUUUGUUGCUAUUCUUUAUAAAUGGCGUUGACACUGAGCAAAAAAAGUACAGUACACAAUCUUUCCACUUAUGUCAGAGGUCUGCACUCUACUCUAUAGGGCUUUUCUAUUAUGUUAUCAGUGUGGACUUAGUGUUGCCAUAUGGUACCGUGCAUCCUGGACAGUGAAUUGUAGGGACACAUGUUGACGAGUCUGGCUGUGUCAAAAAUAACUAAAUGCAUUUCAUUCUUCUUUUUUUAUUUGUCAUCUUAUUGUGAUAUUGUUGCCAUACUGUAAAGAGCAGUCUGGACAGAGGUGCGGUCGCUAAUGCUCCUUCUGCAUUGCAAUAAAUUCUAUUUCUGCUUCUAUGGUUGUCAUCAUAACUCUCACUUUUGCCAUUGCUGGUAUGUGGUAGCAUCUUGAUAAGCAGAGCACAAUUGCGUCCUUGCUCUUUUAGUUGCUCACUGAGCUGAAGUCUCAUUGAUUUUAGGGUUGUAUUUUUCCCUGAAAUGUGGGUUAAACUUAAAUGGUUUUACAGGUUUCACUUAAUUGUUUAAUACUAUUAAUAAUGUUGUCUUAAUUUGUAAAAUGCCAUUAUUGAUAUUACGCAUUACAUGAUAAUCUACUCUUGUUAUUUGUUUUUAUUAAACUGCCCAGUAAAAAUGCACCCACACAUUUGAUGCUUAAGAGAAGCUAUCACAUCAUCAUCAUCAUCAUCAUCAUCAUGAAUGAUCAUGGUGGUUGUAAGGUGACUGCUUAGUCUCUGAGCUGAGAAGUCCUCCUGAAGUCAUUCCAGCCCGCAGCCAAUCAGAGCCCAGACGAAUUAAUAUUCUACUAAUAUUAAUCACUUCAGACAAAUUGGCUGAUGGCUUGUCUGUUUCUAUGUAUUUUUUGGUCUUCAUUUUUGGUUUUCUAUCUUGAGAUAGAUCUGACCGUCAUUUCUCUUCCUCUUCCUCUCCCUCUCCCUUUCCUCUCCUUUCCUCCAUCUUGACUGAGUUUCUUACUGAGUUGUAUUUCUCUUUAUCUGCACAUGUUGAUUACCUGCACACUUCUGUUGCAUAUUCAGUCCAAUCAACCAAAAACACAGAAACAUAGUGUUUGAAAUGGCAAAAGCCCAAUACCACCAUUACCUUUAGUUUGACUUAAGUUUCCAAUGAUUUCAGACUUUGAUUUUGUUGCAGUUUAUUUGUCGUACCCACUGAGUUCUGCAUUGGAGGAUCUCUUAUGAGUUUGGAUAGUCCAACACCGUAGCCUGGUAGGCAGAUCUGCUGCCCUCAUGCCCCAUGUUGCUGUCAGAUCCGACUACCAGGCUGAGCGGGUAUUUUAAAAGCAGUACUCUGAAGGAGCUCAUCACACUGAUGGAAACAACAAAGCCAUAUAACACCUUUGUCUG
Dunckerocampus dactyliophorus (ringed pipefish) is the source of this 5703-nucleotide messenger RNA. RefSeq names its product importin 13b (gene ipo13b). Gene Ontology annotation, cellular component: cytoplasm; nuclear membrane. The transcript is spliced from 18 exons. Gene Ontology annotation, biological process: protein import into nucleus. Bases 489 to 2846 code for a protein of 785 amino acids. The record is from RefSeq and is a predicted model, not a curated record. Gene Ontology annotation, molecular function: small GTPase binding. Lineage: Eukaryota; Metazoa; Chordata; Actinopteri; Syngnathiformes; Syngnathidae.